CGCAUCGGUGUUGGACCAGAGCGCUGCCAACUUGCAGCAGUACGUCGACGACCCGAUCCUCGUCGCCGCUGGGCCCAAGCCUGCCUGGGACCUCAUAUUUGGCCGCGCACUUUUGCUGUGGACCGCCCUCUGGCUGCAGCUGCGGUGCCAGGCCCGCCACGUCGUCCUCAUGGUCCUGGAGGCGCAGUGGCUGGAGGAGGAGUUGUCGUGCUGGGUCGAGACACUGAGCAAGUGA
Molecule: messenger RNA, 235 nt
Organism: Prorocentrum cordatum
Lineage: Eukaryota; Dinophyceae; Prorocentrales; Prorocentraceae
Source: the annotation of a GenBank genome assembly